This is a messenger RNA of Phyllotreta striolata, 664 nucleotides long. The record is from the annotation of a GenBank genome assembly. NCBI's taxonomy places the organism in Eukaryota, Metazoa, Arthropoda, Insecta, Coleoptera, Chrysomelidae.
CAAUAAUGAUGGUCGAUGAAAAUCGUACGGGUACUGUUAGCUCAGUUGAUUGCCUUUAUCUAUUUUAAACAGUACUGUUUUUUUUGCUUAUUCAAAUGAAUAAAAUAUUACUGGCCGGUUUGGCGCUGUUUAGUUUAAAUAUCGCUAAUUGUGAAUCAACCAUUUUUCAUGUCCAAGACCAAAAAAAUACCCGAUCAUGUUUAUGGAUAAUCAUAAGGCAAAGGCCUCCAUUACCACCUCCACCGCCUCCGCCUGAUUCUAACAAUACAGCAGGUCAAACUCCUCCAGUUAUUACCCCAAAUAUGGCGCCGGCCUCCACAAAUGCAGCACCUCCUAGUCCAGCGCCUGCGACAUCCAGUAGUACUACAUCCCCAGCUGGCUCAUCUGAAGCACCACCUGCAACAGCCAGUGCUGCUGCAUCUGCAACAACAGCCAGUACUGCUGCAUCUGCAACAACAGCCAGUACUGCUGCACCUGAAACGAGCUCUGCAGCUCAAGCUCAAGCAGAAGAAACUACACCUUCAGCUAAGUAAUCAUUUUAAGAAAGGGGUUGAAUCGUUUUUAGUAAUAGGUGAUAAGUUUUAUAAUUAUUUAAUAUACCGGUAAUGUUUCGUGUUGAAUUUAAUUAAGUAGGUGUUUUAUGAACAAUAUAUUUAUGUAAUUU